AUGCAUAUAAACAACAAAGAAACGAGCAGCAAGCAUUAUCAUCUUUUCGAGCUGCCUAGAGUUUUGACACGAACUGAAGAUCUAAGAAAAAGAGAAAAGUCACUGUCAAUGAACAUGGCUUCUGGUAUUGCUGAGGGAACAUAUUUCAUAGAAAACGUCGAAACACAGCGUUACUUGUUCCAAGACGGCCCUGAAAUAAAAGGAAACCGAGGAGACGAAGGCGGUUGGGAAUCUUCCUCUGGCUUUGAGGCGCCUAGUGUUGUGGGAGCUGAUGCCAAUUACUACAACCGAGCCUAUUGGAAGAUUAUUCCACAAGGUAACGACAAAUACUUCAUAGAGAAUGUCGAAACAAAGAGGUAUUUGUUUUCAACUGGUGCAAAAAUUGAAGGCGAUCGCGGAAGCGAAGGAGGCUGGACUAAUGCACCUAAAAUUGUGGGAGCGGAUGCCAAUUACUACAACCGGGCCUACUGGAAAAUCAUCCCCCAAGGAGAUGACAAAUACUUCUUUGAAAACUUUGAGACGCUCAGAUACGUAUUUCAAGAUGGCCCCAAAAUAGAAGGAAACCGAGGAGAUGAAGGGGGAUGGACGUCUGCUCCCAAGACUCUGGGUUCUGAUGCCAAUUACUACAACCGCGCUUACUGGAAACUACUCAAGCAGUAG
Molecule: messenger RNA, 660 nt
Organism: Pocillopora meandrina
Lineage: Eukaryota; Metazoa; Cnidaria; Anthozoa; Scleractinia; Pocilloporidae
Source: the annotation of a GenBank genome assembly